AUGUUUCCGAUCAACGACGACGCCAAGGACCACCGGUAUCCACCUCCUCGUUCGACUGCCGCCGUCUUUCCGGAGUCCUCUCAACCGCCGCCGCCGCCGACGACGAAGUCGGAAGCCGCUGCCGUCGUCACUUGGUUCUCCCUCCAUGGCUCUCGGCGACAGAUCUUCUCUCCUCUCCGGUCCGUUCUCAUGUUGCAUCCCAAGCCACCGGUCGCCGCUGCUUCGCCAUCCUCGUGCUCUUCUCCAGCCGCCUCGCUGCUAGACUCGAUGUCGCGGAUAACCGCGGCUGUCGCCGCCUUUCGCGCCGCUGCCACCGCCGGACGUUAUGUUGCUAUGGCCGCCAUCGCCGAGAGCCACCAGGUGGGUGGCUAA
Molecule: messenger RNA, 372 nt
Organism: Lactuca virosa
Lineage: Eukaryota; Viridiplantae; Streptophyta; Magnoliopsida; Asterales; Asteraceae
Source: the annotation of a GenBank genome assembly